Messenger RNA from Chara braunii, 1286 nucleotides. Lineage: Eukaryota; Viridiplantae; Streptophyta; Charophyceae; Charales; Characeae. The record is from the annotation of a GenBank genome assembly.
ACUCUUAUCGGACCAAUGGAUGUGAAUGCCCGGGCGGCUAAUCUUUGCUCCUACCGGGGUGCGCGAGAUGAUUCCCGGUGCCAAUGGGGGUGUAGAGGACGGCAAGACGGGAUGGGGUGCUCUGGGCAAACGGAGAGCGCCAGAAUUUGAGGUCGUUGAUGACGGCGAGGAGCUAAUUCAUUUCCGAGGGAAGGAGUUUAUUGCUCGCGAAGGCGAUGGGGUAUUCGUCGGGUGGGGCCUCGGGGUGGGUAGGGGAUUCCUUGAUGGAGAGAGUUCCGGUGGGGUCACGAGGAAAAUGUUGGGACAGGACGGCUCCAAUGGCGAAGUCGAGGGCGUCGGUGGUGAUGUAGAAAUGGCGAUUGGGGUCAACGAUUUUGAGGACGAGGGUGGUGGUGAUGAGUUGUUUGAUGGUAUCGAAGGCGUUUGGGCAGCGGUCGUUCCAAGUGAAGGGUUCAUCCUUGCGGGUGAGUUCGUGGAGGGGAUACGAGAUGUCGGAGUAGUUGUGGAUAAAGGGGCGGUAGUAGAUAGAGAGGACUUGGCGGGGAUGCUGAAGGUGGGACUCGAAGGUGGGGCUAUAGACGAGGAUAUCAUCGAGGUAGACGACGACACGGACUUCGAGGAGGUCGCGGAAGAUGUGAUUCAUUGUAGAUUGGAAUGUGGCGGGGGSGUUCGUGAGUCCGAAGGGCAUCACAAGGAAUUCGUAGUGCCCGAAUCAGGAACGGAAGGCGGUCUUGUGGGUAUCCUCCUCGCGGAUGCAGAUCUGGUGGAAGCCACUGCGGAGGUCAAUAUUGGUAUUGGCUCCACGGAGUCGAUCGAGAAGCUCAGAGAUCCGAGGCAAGGAUUCGGGGAAGGCGUCCUUGAAGUCGUCGAGGAUGGAGGUGAGGGCGGGGUCGGAGGGGGGGCUUGGUCGGGUUUGUCCGUUUGGGAGCAAGUCUUCGGGACGCUCGCGAUCAAUGACAAGGGAAUAGUAGGUGGAGUUUGGGUUCGUGCGAGCCAUGUGAAGGAAUUGGUGCGGGGUGACGGAGCUUGGGGAGGUGGGAUAGGGGAGAUAGGGAAUGUCGACGGUUGUGUCAGGGGGGUUGGUAAGGCGAAGGAAGUUGGGGUGGAAAACGUAUGGCAUGUAGCGGUCCAGCCACGGUGUUCCCAAAACGAUAUCGCACAUCAAGUGCAUGACAUCAAAUGAGACCUGACUGCAGAGGGUUUCGACAGUCAUGGUGGUCUCGAGAACCGUGCAGUCUACUACGACGACGGUGUCUUUGUUCUCUAAAUGAAUUGUAAUUGAGGAC